This is a messenger RNA of Biomphalaria glabrata, 3282 nucleotides long. RefSeq lists its product as uncharacterized. The record is from RefSeq and is a predicted model, not a curated record. Bases 398 to 2311 code for a protein of 637 amino acids. The transcript is spliced from 13 exons. Lineage: Eukaryota; Metazoa; Mollusca; Gastropoda; Planorbidae.
UCAAUAGAGAAAGGAACUCCAUGUGCCCAUAUAGAGCCUACUAUAAAAUAGUCCAUUACAUUUAGAACUAUAUCCAGAUCUAGAUCUAUAAGUUAUUGUAAAGAAACACAGAUCUAGAGCAAGUAAGAAAGAAAAUAACCAAAUCCUCGGCAAUGCCUGACAAAAACAUGUUUUCAAUUUUAAAAGUUAUAUUGUUUCGACAUAGAUCUUAUAAAGAUCUUGUUACUCAGCGAAUUACUGUACUCAGUCAACUCAGUGUACAGCGUAGAUCUAUCAACAAUAGAUCUAGAUCCAUUGAUCUCGUCUAUCUAGAUCUAGCUGUCAUCUUUCACAUUAUUCGAGUCUCUUGUAGUAUAGAACUACUCAGCCGUCUCAGCACUCGACACAAUUGUUUAUCAUGUCAGACAAUCCACAAAUUUGUUCGUCAAAUACAGAAGGUCUGAUUUUGUCAUCAUUUGAAGUACUCCAGGACAGUUUAUCUCAGGGUAAUUUAAGGCAGAUGAAGCUAAAGAAUGCUUACAGUACUGGCAUUGAUGACAGACUAUCUUCUAGAAGUUCACAGUAUAAGCAGUCUUGCUUACCUGAUGAUUCUCAUCCCCCUCACAUGAGUACUCACCCUUGUGUCACUGAAACAAAUGAAGGAGAUGAGAUGUUUGAUGUCACAGAUCAGUUUAGAGCAGAUGAAGCUGGAGACUCUUUGGAUAACGACACCAACAACAACUCCUUGGACAGGGAUGAUGAAGGUGAUGAUGAGGAGGAAGAAGAUGAGGAAGAGGAUGAAGUGCACAAUGUAGUGAGACAGAAUGAUGGCCAGCGUUUGGUGUCAACUGCUCAAGAUUUAACAAGUAGCGUGGAAACAAGCCAGCAAGAGACUGCACCCAGUAACCUCAGAGUCCAUCAUCAUCCAAAAGAGGCAUAUACUUCACAUGGUUCUAAUCUACCUGCACAUAACUUUAUCAAUUCUUCUAGAGCUCUCUGGCAUUCUGGCCCCACCACUCCCAACAAUACAGCCAGAUACUCUGGAGAUUGGCAUUUACCAUUAAACACGAGUGCAGGGGAGAGAAGGACAGAUGUGUUUUCUGGAUCAUCCUCUCCUGAUGAGAGUAGGGACAGAGGCUGUGAAGAACAACAUUGGAAGUUUGUACAUGGACAAACUGAAGAGCAGCAUGCUCACUGGGUACCAGAUCAUGGUCAAGGGAAAGUUGUGGUUGGACCAGUCAGUUCUAAUUGGGUAGGUUCUAAAAGGGAAAGAGCCCAAGAUCAAACACAUGACUUACAUGCGAUUCAUGGACACUCUAGUAUGGACCGAUCUUCACAUUGGAACCAACAUAUAAGGACUGCCCAAGCUGACAUACACACAUGGCCUAAAGGUAGUGUGUAUGCACCAGACUCAGAAAUGAAUAAUGUGAGAAGUUUAUUUACUGUCCAGCCCUCACAGUCUGUUUUGGCCACACCCUCAGCGAGCACUUCAUACACUGAUAUUGAUCCAGCUCGAACUGGGUCAUGGAACCUGAAUACUCAUAUUCCUGCAGCACAAUCUCUUGGUAACUUACCUCGCCCUCUAUUGGCUCAUGAAAUGUCUUGCCGUAGAGCUAGUACAUCUGGAAUUUAUCAGCAGACUCCUUCUCAGAGUUUCACUGGUUUUCCAGGACAAGCUAGAGCUGAUUGGUCUGCAUCAGCAUUGAGUCCAGGUCCAUCAGGUUUAACUACAGAGUUACCAUCAGAACAUUAUAAACUUGGAGGUGUUGAAAGAGGUCCAGUGUGCAAAAGUUCAAUAAUAUCUAAGCGGGGUAAAGGUCGAGGCAUCAGAGGGGAGUCAACUGUUGAGGGCCACCCUCCCACCACACAUCGUCCAGCUCUGGAUCAGGUUCGUCAACAAGCACAUCCUUACCAGAUUAAGGAUCAGAAGAAAGUGGUCAGAGAUGUGUAUCCUGCUACUUCAGCUAAUGUCCAUACUUUGAAAGCCUCUCAUAUUGUGUCUUGGUACAUUGAUUAUCUGAUACAUGAGAAUGAACAUUUGACACAGAUUUCUAGAGCUUUUUCCCUACCAGUGAAUCUAUUCCAUUCUGAUGAUUUCUAUUUCAUGGACAGUUUGAAGAAGAAGGUCCAUUUUCCCAGUCUGAAGUUUUUGUCUUGGAUGCAACAAAAUCUACCCAGUAUUAAUGUGAAUGCUAUAGAUUUUCAUGAGGGAAGGCCACCAGUUAUAUCUACAUGGAAUCAAGACUGGUUCUGGCAAAACAAAUCAAGGCGAGAUAUUAUUCAUGAUGUGUUCUUCUACUUUCAACAUCGCCGUGUUACUUGUGACAACUAGAGUGGCUAAAGCUGGAAAAAAUAAUGAUUGGAACUAAAUGUAAUGUUAUUGUCUCUUCACUGUGAUAAUGUUUUUGCAAUCAUCUGGGACAUCACAUGAUGCCUUAACAUUGUGAUUGUUUAUGUUGAAUCAUCAUUCCCUCUGUAUACUUGAUACUGUGAUCAUUUAUGUGAAAUCAUCAACAUGAGGGAAACAUUCAUUGAAAAUUGUAUCAACAUGUGUCUUUGUUUUAAAAUCAUUUUUUUUUCUUGAAAAUUUCUAGAUACUAUGAUUGACACUAAUUGUUAAAUCAACCUUUGAUCUAAUAAUUUAACACUAAGAUGUUAUUAAAUCAUCCUUUACCACUGUGAUAAUAUUAAAUCAUCCUUUACUCUACAUACAUUAACACUGACAUUUAAUGUUGAAUACUCUACAUACUUUGACACCUCCCAUUAUGUUAAAUCAUUCUUCAAUCUACAUACUUUGAAACUGUGAUUAUGUUACAUCAUCUUUCACUCUACAUAAUUGAACACUGUGAUUGUUUAGGUUCAAUGAAUGUAAGAUAUUCCAAUAUUGUUUUGCUUCAUGAUGUAUGUUAUUCUGUUUAAAUCACUAUUUGUUUUUAUUAUGGAUGUGGAUAUCACAAUAUGAAACAAAUUCCAUUAUUUUUCUUUACAGACAUUUUUAGCUUAAGAAUAAAUUAAAUAUUUUUAGAUAUGUUGUUAUUUAUAUCAUGUCACUUGAUAUGUAUAGAAAGAUUUGUAUUUUUAUAUCAUAAUGUAUCAUAUAACAAGGUCUUGUUGCACAGCUGCAUCAAAAUUUAUUGAUGCUUUUUCAUGUAUUUGAAAAAUGUAAAGUAUAUAUAUAUAUAAUUUUAAACUGUAAUUGAAAUUGAUUAGCUGCUUUUUUUAUUUUAGUUUAAACAUUUAUUUUAAUUUUUCAACAUUUGAAAGUUAGAUUUCCUUUAUUUUUUAAAUAAAAAUUGUCUAUUU